AAAAGAACACGCACCGUUCCGAGUGGGGAGUGGAGGACGGAGGAGAAGCUGCUCUCGCCUUCCGCGCAGUGCAAUAUUUAAAAGGAGUAGCGCGUGCUGCUGCCCGGAGAUUCCUGCAGUCUGAACCCCGGCGCGCGGCGACCGCAGGCAGUUCGCGUCCAAGGCUGCCUGCUGGGUUGAGGUGUAUCGGGGCUUCCUGCUGAGCCCCACGCCCCUCCGAUGAACCCCAUCAACCCCAUGAAACCCGCCCUGCCUCCAACGCCACACAGUGACGGCUCCUACCCAUAUGACCCUGUCUCUUGGCAGCAAGGCAGCAAUCAGCCAGCAGGUUCCCUCUCGGUGGUAACCACUGUGUGGGGGGUGACCAAUCCCUCGCCCAGCCAGCAGGUGCUGGGCAAUCCCAUGGGUCCAGGUGGAAACUCGGCUGGUGGUCACAUGAUGCCCGGCAGCAGCCCGGGAAUGAGCUCUCCGCAGUUCAUGGGCCAGCAGGGAUACCCCGAGCCCAGCAAGGGCUAUAUGCAGCAGGGGCUGUACGGCCGGCCGGGAGGGGGCUACCCCGGCGGGCCGGGAUACGGGGGCAGCUACCCCAGCAGUGGCGGUGGGUCGAUGGGGAUGCCCCCCCACGGCGUGCGUCCCUCUGCCGACUUCACCCAGGCGGCGGCGGCGGCCGCGGUGGCCGCGGCGGCUGCCACGGCGACGGCCACAGCCACGGCGGUGGCGGCGAUACAGGAGAAACAAAACCAGGAGCUGAACUACGGACCGAUGGGUGGCGCUUCCUCCUAUAACAGCCAGUUCCUGCCUCACUCGGGCCCUAGAGGACCCCCUGGCAUGACCGCCACAGGCAUGGGCCCCUCCCGACCCCCCUCCAUGGCGCCCCUGUAUAACUCACAGGGCCAGCGGCUUCCUCAGCACCCAGGGUACCCUGGGGGCCCCCAGGGGCCACCACGCCCACAACAGGGCCUGAAAAGGCCUUAUAACUCUGAGGGUUUCCCAGGCCAGCAGUACGGUCCCGGGAUGGGCAGCGGGGGGCCAUACGCAGGUCAGCCCAUGCAGUACCACGGCCCCGGCGCCCAGCGCUCUGCCCCCUCACCCUCUUACCCCGGGCACAGGAUGCCAAUGCAGCAGGGCGGCAUGGGGCAGUACCCCCCGGGUCCUGGCAACCCGGGGCAAUAUUACAAGGCGGCCGAGCAGUUUAAUGGACAGGGCACCAGCCUUCCAGGGGCAGGGGCAGGGCCAGGGGGCUACAGCAGCUUCAGCCAGCCUGCUGUCAAUGGGCCGGGGCGAGCGAUGCCAGGGUACCCCAGCUCGCCCCUCCCUGGUAACCCCACCCCACCCAUGACGCCUGGCAGUAACAUGCCACCUUACAUGUCACCAGGACAGGACGUGAAGUCCCCGUUCCUGACCGAUAUCAAACCCAACAUCAACUCUCUGCCGCCUCCCCCUACAGGUAACCCUAGCGAUGACCUGCGGCUGACGUUUCCCGUACGGGAUGGGGUGGUGCUGGAGCCUUUCCGAUUGGAGCACAACCUGGCAGUCAGCAACCAUGUGUUCCAGCUGCGGGACUCGGUGUACAAGACUCUGAUGAUGAGGCCGGACCUGGAGCUGCAGUUCAAGUGUUACCACCACGAAGACAGGCAGAUGAACACCAACUGGCCGGCCUCGGUGCAGGUCAGCGUCAACGCCACCCCUCUCAGCAUCGAGCGAGGGGACAACAAGACCUCCCACAAGCCCCUCUACCUGAAGCAGGUGUGCCAGCCUGGAAGGAACACCAUCCAGAUAACGGUCACCGCCUGCUGCUGUUCCCACCUGUUCGUGCUGCAGCUGGUGCACCGGCCCUCGGUGCGCUCGGUGCUGCAGGGCCUGAUGAAGAAACGACUGCUGCCCGCGGAGCACUGCGUCACCAAGAUAAAGCGGAACUUCAGCAGCGGCACUAUCCCAGGCACCCCGGGGCUCAACGGGGAGGACGGGGUGGAGCAGACGGCCAUCAAGGUGUCGCUCAAGUGUCCGAUCACCUUCCGUCGCAUCCAGCUGCCUGCCCGGGGCCACGACUGCCGGCACAUACAGUGCUUUGAUCUGGAGUCCUACCUGCAGCUGAACUGUGAGAGAGGAACUUGGCGUUGUCCUGUGUGCAAUAAAACAGCCCUGCUGGAAGGCCUGGAGGUGGACCAGUACAUGCUGGGGAUCCUCAUUUAUAUCCAGAACUCCGAGUACGAGGAGAUCACGAUCGACCCGCUGUGCAGCUGGAAGCCGGUCCCAGUCAAGCCCGACAUCCACAUCAAGGAAGACCCGGACGGGCCAGCGCUGAAGCGCUGCCGCACUCUGAGCCCCAGUCACAUGAUUCUGCCCAGUGUCAUGGAGAUGAUUGCAGCCCUGGGCCCCUCCUCCACUCCAUACCCACCCCUGCCACCGGGGGGCAGCAACAGCACGCCGGAGUACCCCAGCCAGGGUUCAGGAUACUCUGGCCAGCCUAACUUCCCCGAUUUCCCUCCCAACGCCCCGGGGACCCCUACCUUGGGGGAGUUCAAUCCCGGACCCCCACCUCUGUCUUACCAGGCCGACCUGCCCAGCGGGCUGCUGACCCCUGAGAAGCCCCUGGGCCACUCCAUGCCUGCGCAGAUGCCUCACUCUGGACGCAUGGACCCCUCCCAUAAUCCCUUGCAGCAACAGCAGCAGCAACAGCAGCAUCAGGGUCUCCAUGGAAACUCGCACAUGGCCGGGCAGGGGGGCCCACCACUCCAUCCCCGCAACCCUUCCCAGAAUCCCCGGUUGCACACGGAUGGCUCCUUCGGGCUAGGAGGCCCUGGAGGGGCAGGAGAGGUGCCAGAACCGUCUCUCGAUCUGCUCCCCGAGCUGACGAACCCCGACGAGCUCCUCUCGUACCUUGGCCCCCCCGAUCUGCCCAACAACAGCAACGACGACCUGCUCUCUCUCUUCGAGAACAACUGAGCGAGUCCGACUGCACCUCCCACGCCCGCUGCGGGGGCCACGAGCCACACCUCCCUGGAUCCUCUUCCGAGACCUUCCGAGACGGUCCUCGCCUCCAACUCCCAGAAUCCAUUCAGAGGAAUGUACUUCCUUGCAUUCCCUUGCAGCGGGAAACCACGAGAAAACUACAUUUCCCAGAGUUCCUUAGGCCAGUCUCACACACACAAAAAAAAACAUUUGUAACGCAGCAGAGUAGUUCCACUCAUGUCUUCGAGCAUGACAAAAUCACCCAUGCUUCUUGGGCUAUGACCUUCAGACUUAAGGUCUCAUCCCUUCCAUCCUUGGCUCAAACAAGCCCGUCCCAUUGCAAUGAGAGAACUACAAAUCCCACAGUUCCUAGAAGCCGAUCCUUCUGUUGCAGACAUUGAUAGUGUUUGCCACUGCAAAAAAAGGUAAAGCCUUCAAGAAGCCCUUGGGCAGGUCUCAGAGCGAAAGCAGCAUUCCGUUGGGAGAUUUUCCCUUGCCAGUCCCUAACCCUUUUUCUUCAAGACAGGGGUGAGAGACAAAGAAGCUACAGCAAAUAUUUUUUUUUUAUUUAAUGAAAUCAAUUAGUAAGUGAAGGAAAAAAAGACAGUUCAGAUGUCCUAAGUUUUGGAAUCUUUUCAGCUGAGAUGUUUUUGUACAGAAUCCCAUAAGUUUUCUGAUGAUGACUUGGGAACUGCACUAAGACUGGUGGGGGUAGGUGUCGAAGAUGGGGAAUUGGGGUGCAUGUGGAUUAUGGCAGGGAUGUUGUGCUCAAGUGCACCAGAAUGCACAGUGCAGACGGAUGCCUCAUUUAAUCCCCUUGUGGUCUUGACAUUUCUUCCCUGCGCUUGGUAUCUGUGGUUUCAAGCGAAGGCUUUGCAGGCUGUUUCAAACCAAUCUCAAAAUGCCAUUUUAUUUUAACCUGUAAGUCUAAAUUGUUUUAAUUUUUUUUAAAAAGAUUUUAUUAAUCUAAAAACAGACAUGUAAAGUAAACCAUGUGUCCCACUAAACAUCUAUAGUGUCCAUGAAGUCUGUAUAUAGAGCUCAGAAUGGAUAGAAAAUGCAUUGUAUCCUUAGCAGGGAACUUGAAAAGGCCUUGUCUCGUCUCCUUUUGAUUAGGCACUGUACAAAGCAUUUUCUUCACCUUUCCUCCUUUCUUUUAGAUGUGCAUAAUGUGUUCACAAUACCAGUUUAACAAUUUGGAAUUUGAAUUGGUGACGAUUUUAUCUGAAGUGACUUGUAUCUGUACCCAUCAGUAUGGCAGGGGAGAUUUACUGGAGCAAUCCAAGCGAAGGGUCUUGCUGAAAGGUCCAGCAGCAGUGGCACCUACCCCCUCCUCACACCUGGAAUUCGCACCCACAGUCUUCUAGCUGCGAGUCCAGAGCCCUGACCACUCCUCCACGUGGACGGAGGAUGCUUUUAACAUUCUUAAGCAAGGGUCUUAAGCUCGGCUCCUGUCCGGCAGCUCCAGAAGUCUUCUUGUUUUUGUCCCAUCACGAGUUACUUAAUAAAAUGUUGUUUAAAUAAC
Messenger RNA from Lepisosteus oculatus (spotted gar), 4477 nucleotides. It is a transcript of the gene zmiz2, whose product is annotated as zinc finger, MIZ-type containing 2. Gene Ontology annotation, molecular function: SUMO ligase activity; zinc ion binding. Gene Ontology annotation, cellular component: chromatin. NCBI's taxonomy places the organism in Eukaryota, Metazoa, Chordata, Actinopteri, Semionotiformes, Lepisosteidae. Gene Ontology annotation, biological process: protein sumoylation; regulation of transcription by RNA polymerase II. The record is from RefSeq and is a predicted model, not a curated record.